This is a messenger RNA of Abrus precatorius (Indian licorice), 1274 nucleotides long. RefSeq names its product chalcone synthase 1. The coding region runs from base 1 to 1170 and encodes 389 amino acids. The transcript has 2 exons. Gene Ontology annotation, biological process: polyketide biosynthetic process. Lineage: Eukaryota; Viridiplantae; Streptophyta; Magnoliopsida; Fabales; Fabaceae. The record is from RefSeq and is a predicted model, not a curated record. Gene Ontology annotation, molecular function: acyltransferase activity, transferring groups other than amino-acyl groups.
AUGGUGAGCGUAGAAGAGAUCCGCAAGGCUCAAAGGGCUGAAGGACCCGCCACCAUCAUGGCCAUUGGCACUGCAAAUCCAUCAAACUGUGUUGAUCAAAGCACUUACCCUGAUUUUUACUUCAGAAUCACUAAUAGCGAGCACAAGACCGAACUUAAAGAGAAAUUCAAACGCAUGUGUGACAAGUCCAUGAUUAAGAAGCGAUACAUGUACUUAACAGAAGAGAUCUUAAAGGAGAACCCAAAUCUUUGUGCUUACAUGGCACCUUCCCUUGAUGCUAGGCAAGACAUGGUAGUAGUGGAAGUACCAAGAUUAGGGAAAGAAGCUGCAACAAAAGCCAUAAAAGAAUGGGGUCAACCAAAAUCCAAAAUUACCCACUUAAUAUUUUGCACCACUAGUGGUGUAGACAUGCCUGGUGCUGACUACCAACUAACCAAACUCCUAGGACUUCGCCCAUAUGUGAAACGAUUCAUGAUGUACCAACAAGGAUGUUUUGCAGGUGGCACAGUGCUUCGUUUGGCCAAAGACUUAGCUGAAAACAACAAAGGUGCUCGUGUACUUGUUGUUUGUUCAGAGAUCACUGCAGUCACAUUUCGUGGCCCUACCGAUACUCACUUAGAUAGCCUUGUGGGACAAGCAUUGUUUGGCGAUGGAGCAGCUGCACUCAUUGUUGGGUCAGAUCCAGUUCCAGAGAUUGAAAAACCUUUAUUUGAAUUGGUAUGGACUGCACAAACAGUCCUUCCAGAUAGUGAAGGUGCUAUUGAUGGCCACCUUCGUGAAGUUGGGUUAACAUUUCAUCUCCUUAGAGAUGUUCCUGGACUCAUCUCAAAGAAUAUUGAGAAAGCUUUGGUUGAAGCAUUUCAACCAUUAGGAAUUUCUGACUACAACUCAAUAUUUUGGAUUGCACAUCCUGGUGGACCAGCUAUUCUAGACCAAGUUGAACUUAAGUUAGGCUUAAAACCUGAGAAGAUGAGAGCUACUAGACAUGUGCUUAGCGAAUAUGGUAACAUGUCAAGUGCAUGUGUUAUAUUCAUACUUGAUGAGAUGAGGAAGAAAUCAAUUGAAGGUAAGCUUAAAACUACUGGCGAAGGACUUGAAUGGGGUGUGCUGUUUGGCUUUGGACCUGGACUUACUGUUGAGACUGUUGUUCUCCGCAGUGUCACUGUUUAAGAUUUAUACUUGUUAUUUUUUAUAUUAUGUAUUGCUGAGUUUAUUUCACUUUUAAAGUUUUUUUCUUAUGAUAAAUAAAAAGUGGCUAAUAGCCACUCUUAAUU